UUAGACCUUAAUGGUAUCCUCAGAUUCUUUCAAAAGUUUUUAGUUCUCGAUUUCUAAACUAAAUUAGCAAAUCAUCCUGGCGUUUGUCGGUUUAUUUUGCCAGUUAUCGUCAAGUAGAAGAAGGAACAUGGUGACACUGGUAGUAGCGACAACGAUUGAUCCAGCCUCCAUUGGUCCUGCUUCUGCUUUGUUAUCCAUGCCCGGUUGGCAUCCUGGUCCUCCCUUAAAGGAUAUUCCGAGUUAUGUAAAUGGGCAAGUGAGAUUAUUAAAACAUGAUAAUAGCAUUGUAUCCGAGGAUCAUCUAGAUAAGCGUUGGGAAGAAUCAACUGGGGAAGUUGUCGACGACGUUAUAUUUCUCAGUAAACAUACCGCUGUUUCCAAUCGUCCUGCCCUAACUGUUCAUCCUAUUGGCAUACCACAUUUACGCGAAGGUGAAGUGUCGAAUUCUGGAGGUAAACCAGGAUGGGCGGCACCUCCGAAUCCACGGAUUGCUUCGUGGUUGAGGCUCUUGAAGAAAAUUGCUCAGGAGCAUAAUCUAAUUCCUGAAUUUGAGAUCACUAUGGAGGCUACUCAUCAUGGACCUGAGAUCAAUUCGCCAACCAUGUUCGUGGAGAUUGGUAGUACGGAGGAGUACUGGAAGAGGCAAGAUGCUGCUCAGGCCAUUGCUCAAUUAGUGUGGGAAGGACUAGGCCUUGGUGGAGCUGGUGAUAUUGGAAAUUGGAACAAAAAUAACGAUAAAAAGAAGGUGCUUCUUGGGCUAGGAGGUGGACAUUAUGUACCCAGACAUAUGGACAUUGUUCUGAAAGAGGACAGUGUUUGGGUAGGACACCUGCUAUCUGGAUAUUCUUUGCCAAUGGAAGAUCCAAAACAAACGAAUGACGGAAAAGAGGUAAAUGGUAUUGGCGGAACUUGGAAACAAGCCAUUAAAGUCUCAUAUGAUGCUACUUGUUCAGCUUUCCCUGGCGGAGAAAUUAUGGCUCAUCUAGAUCAAAAGAGUUUCAAGAGCUGGCAAAAAAAUGCCAUUACAAGUUUCUUGAAUGAACAGAAUAUAAAGAUUGGCAAACCAAGUGACUUCAGUUAAUAUUCCUGGACCUGCAUUACAGGAGAUAGUUGCAUUUUUAGUUGCUCUUUAUGAUUUUCCUAUAGCAAUAUAUUCAUUGGAUUAUCACAAUCUCAUUUGUAACCGCACCAAGGGUUUAUUUAUAAGGCCUGAUAUCAGCUUUCAGGAAAGACGGGUCCAUGGCAGAUUGCAGUGCUUUAACUGUUCUAAAUUGAUUCUUACAAUUUUUUUAGUAAGGUAUUAGACUGUAAGGGUGUUUAUCUACUGCGAAUUUUUUUUGAAAUAGUUUUGCAGAUCGUUUUAUAAUUAUUUUGUCUUCUCUUUCGCUGAA
This is a messenger RNA of Papaver somniferum (opium poppy), 1391 nucleotides long. RefSeq names its product D-aminoacyl-tRNA deacylase-like. The transcript is spliced from 9 exons. NCBI's taxonomy places the organism in Eukaryota, Viridiplantae, Streptophyta, Magnoliopsida, Ranunculales, Papaveraceae. The coding region runs from base 128 to 1081 and encodes 317 amino acids. Gene Ontology annotation, molecular function: D-aminoacyl-tRNA deacylase activity. Gene Ontology annotation, biological process: D-amino acid catabolic process. The record is from RefSeq and is a predicted model, not a curated record.